AUGAGCAUCGGCCAAGCCAUUGCGCACCACCUCCUCUCGCGAAACCACAAGGUCGUCCUGGUUUCGCGGACUGAAUCUGCUCUAACCGCUCUCCAAUCCCAAUAUGGCAACGAGAAAGUAGCUGUACUCGCUGGCGAUAUGGCGGAUGCUUCGCUCCCGCAGAAAGCGGUUGAUCUGGCAAAUGAGCGGUGGGGUCGCAUUGAUUCGCUGAUUGUGAAUCACGGGACGCUGGAUCCGGUGAAGAAGGUGGCGGAUAGUAGUCCUGAGGAGUGGAGGAAGGGGUUUGAUGUUAAUGUGUUUAGUGCGGUUGGUAUGGUACAAGCCGCCCUCCCCUCUCUGCGCAGAACCUCCGGCACCAUCCUUCUGACCUCCUCCGGUGCCGCCACCUCCGCCUACCAAGGCUGGGGCUGCUACGGCGCGGGAAAAGCCGUGUUGAACCACCUUGCCCUUACGCUCUCUGUCGAAGAACCUUCUAUCACUACUAUCUCGAUCCGCCCUGGUGUUGUAGAUACGGAGAUGCAGCGUGAGAUCCGCGAAGUGCACCACGAGCGUAUGAGCGAGAAAGACAGGACUAAGUUCAGUGGGCUUAAGAAGGACGGCGGACUGCUGAAGCCGGAGCAGCCGGGGUAUGUUAUGGCGAGGUUGGCUGCGGCGAAGAAGGAUGAUGUAAAGGGGUUUAAUGGACAGUUUUUGAGCUGGAAUGAUGAGAGCUUGGGAGCUUUUCAGCAGGAUUAG
This is a messenger RNA of Alternaria ethzedia, 735 nucleotides long. RefSeq lists its product as uncharacterized. Gene Ontology annotation, cellular component: intracellular anatomical structure. Gene Ontology annotation, molecular function: oxidoreductase activity, acting on NAD(P)H, oxygen as acceptor. The coding region runs from base 1 to 735 and encodes 244 amino acids. NCBI's taxonomy places the organism in Eukaryota, Fungi, Ascomycota, Dothideomycetes, Pleosporales, Pleosporaceae. The record is from RefSeq and is a predicted model, not a curated record. The transcript is spliced from 3 exons.